AUGUCAGCGGAGGAGGCUGCCAUAUUCCUACGGCCGCCACCUAAAAGGUAUAAAUCCCAUGCGAAGAUUAAGGCGAAGGCACGCAUAACGUCGGUUGUUCGCCAGGCGGCGGCCUACGCAAAGAUACAAAGAGCACCAGAGCACGGUUUGCAUUACAUCCUGGCUUUGCUCGACGCUGGCUCGUCAGUGGCACUGAGGUUCACGGACGAGUGGCAAGGCGCACUUUGCUCCGCGUUGAUCAGGAAUCGAACCAAAGCCUCCGGUUCUAGCCGUCCUUUGGCUUCUACUGCCUUGACAACAGCGGAGGAUGAAGAAGAGUCUCCAUGGCCUACGGCGAAACUCGAACACACACUCUUCGAUGAGUGGAUAAACUCGACAGAGGCACAAGCUAUUCCAUUCGAGAUUAUCAAGGCUCUGAAUGCCCUUACAGUCGCUCCUGAUUUUCCAUUACCUCCCAUUCAAACCAUUCUGGAGAUGCUGGGAGGCGCCAAGCAUAAAACUGCAGAAGAUAAAAUCGAAGCUAUCCGGCACUGGCCAGAGGUGCUGGAAAAUGAAACGCAAGUGCGGCAGUUCCUCGGCGCCAUUAAUUGCUGUUGCACGUUCAUGGGACCUGAUUAUGCAGACGUUGCGCGGCCUCUGGUUGAUCUUACACGGAAAGAUGUUAGUUUCAAAUGGAUAGAACUUCACACAAAGGCGGUGCAGCAGCUCAAACAGCUCUUAAUCGAUAUCACUACAUUAAAAGUUCCUUACACCACGAAGCCUUUCGAGUUAUACACGAAUGCCUCUGGCUAUGCGAUCGGAGCGGUUCUAGAACAAGAAGGCAAGCCCAUCGGUUUCCUCAGCCAAGUGAUGAACUCCACACAACAGAGAUACUCGAUCUACGGUCAAGAAAUCUUGGCGUUGGUCACGGCCCUGGACAAGUGGUCUCAUUUGCUCCGUAUCGCAAAAGUUACAGCUUAUACAGAUCACCAAGGUCUUACCCAUCUCCAACAACUCCAAGCAUCGAAGCCUCUGCGCAGAAGCACCGCUCGGUGGUUAGAUUUCCUGGCCAAGUUCCCGGAUUUGCACAUUGCUUAUGUUCAAGGAGCGCACAACCAGGUGGCUGAUGCGUUGUCUCGCCGUCCCGGUCUCCCCAACGCCUGCUCGCACGACACACUAACGAAACCAUUGAUGCUUGCAGUAGAACAAACUCGCGUGGCUCCUCGCUCUCGUGGUCGGCCUGCUAACUACAGCGAGCUCGCCGGCAUUCGUUCGCGACGAUCGAGACAACGCACCUUGCCAUCACCACCUACAACUCUGCAGCCUGAGCCCAAUCGAGAGGCGGAACAUCCUACACCUGCAACGAAGACGCGAGCUGACCCUCCUGCGGCGCCCGAAUGGCCGCAAGCCUACUCGAAGUGUUCUGUUUUCCGCGCCCCCUACGAAGUCGCUGCAAAACAACCAGGACACGCUAUACAAAUAGAGUUUCGCAAACGUCACUCCCUGAGCCAGAAAGCUGGAGGCCUUCUUCAACAGCUACUCAUCCCUUCGCGUCGGUGGGCACAUGUGGGCCUCGAUUUUGUCAUGGAUCUUCCCCUUAUGAAGACCGAUAACGACUCGAUUCUCGUGAUGGUCGAUUCCUUCAUCAAGGUGGCUCAUUUCGUUCCUGCAAAGAAGUCAUUCUCAGCAGCAGACACCGUGGAGCUUCUCGCAGACCGUCUUAUCCGCUACCACGGAUUUCUACAGGUACUCAUAUCGGACCGCGACCCCCGCUUCCAGUCGGACCUCUGGCAACAACUAUGUCACCACUUUAACAUCAAACGUGCCAUGUCCUCGUCCUACCAUCUCCAAAGCGACGGUCAAACUGAACGGGUUAACCGCACACUGGAGCAGAUGCUUCGUACCUACAUCCAAUCCGACGAACGCGAGUGGGAGCGUCUGCUUCCGGCCCUGGAUUUUGCCCACAACACGACAAGCCAUUCAUCCACCGAGCUCUCUCCCUUCGACGUCAUGAUUGGCGAGAACCCGCUGGCUGCUGCGAAACUCGAUAUCGUCGGCGUGUUAGCUCCUACGCUCACUCCUCUGACAGCUAAGCUCUUCCGGCAGCUUUGCGACAGAGCGCAGAGCCACAUACAGAAGGCAAAAUGA
Eimeria necatrix is the source of this 2127-nucleotide messenger RNA. RefSeq lists its product as hypothetical. Gene Ontology annotation, molecular function: nucleic acid binding. The coding region runs from base 1 to 2127 and encodes 708 amino acids. NCBI's taxonomy places the organism in Eukaryota, Apicomplexa, Conoidasida, Eucoccidiorida, Eimeriidae. The transcript has 4 exons. The record is from RefSeq and is a predicted model, not a curated record. Gene Ontology annotation, biological process: DNA integration.